AACAUUUAUAGUUAUCCGUCUUAUAUUCCUCCGCGGAUUGACAAAGAAAGUAGUCCAUAAUUUUUAUAACGGAUAACGUACUAAAUUAACAUUUGGAUAAGUUUCCAAUUAGCUAGCUCCGUCUAUUAUGCACUAUUAUAUAUUUUAUUUGAGUAAAAACCGGUAGUUAUUUUAUUUAUUUAUUUUUGCGGAAGGAUAUAUGCCGUCAGUCAAGACGGAAACUUGCGUUGAUGGACACCGUGUGCUGAUGUUUGGUAAUAGUAGUAGUUUGAACUGUUAACGGCAGGAGCAACUGGGACAGUAAUCCUAAUGUUGGAUUAAGCAGGUUUUAAUUAUUAUACCAGGAUUCGACAUCGAUGGAUAUUGUAUAAUUUUGAUUGACGUAACCUCAGGUAAGUUGUUUUGAAAUGCCUUUGCUUGGGAAGAUAGUGGUGAUCAAGAGAAAUGGAGGAGAUGGCACUGAAUUUCCCCUCACAGCGUCCUGUCUGUUCGGAAGGAAGCUGGACUGUGAUAUUCGGAUUCAGCUGCCGCAGGUGUCUAAAGAGCAUUGUAAAAUUGAGCUAAAUGAGAACAAGGAGCUAAUUUUGACCAAUCUGAGCUCCGUGAACCCCACUCGUAUUAAUGGACAAGCUCUUAAUCAAUCGGAAUGUUUAAAGCAUGGUGAUGUCAUCACAAUCAUUGAUCGUUCUUUCAGGUUUGAGUACCCACCUCCUAAGACACCGAAGAAGAGGCUGUCCACACCUGGAAAAGGCAAAGCAGUUCAGGCUUUGAAAGAGCAGCAGGAAAAAGCCACACCUGUUCCUGUGGAAAAGAGAAAGUCGGAGCAUUCGUUUGAUACUUGUUUAAAAGAUGGGUCAAACUUGCCACCAUCUUUGGAACAAACUGUUGAGACCGAACCAGAAGAUGGCAAACUUAAAAAGGACAGCAUGUCACCUUUUUGUGAGCUUUACCAAAUGGUCAAACAGGACCUUGCUGCAAAAUCACCAUGGAAGUCUGAGCAACCAAAAACACCUCUUGCAAGACCUCAGAAUGGUCACGAGAAAGUUUCGGCUGCAGAUGUUAAAAGUAGUCAGAAACAGGUCACAACCCCAUCUACAAAGAGGCGAAGAUCAUCAAAAUCCAAUUCUGAGGAAACAACUGGAUCAGCUAUACCUCAGAGUUCAUUUAAUUCAAAUGUGGAAGAAAACCUCACUAACGAUGUGCCAUCUAUAGGGUCCACCACCCCCUCAAUGACACAGAAUUGUGUAACUCCUGUCUCCCGGAAGAAUAUAACACCCUUGAAGACACCUCAGAAAUUCAGUGCUGGUGAGGUAGUCCAGCAAAUUCUUUUACAGCCCCAGCCUGAAGAGAAGACUCCUAAAUCCCCAAAAGGAAGGAGAAGUGGUGGAUCACAGGAUCAGAGCCUUGUUCAUCAAAUGCCUUCAGUCCAGCCUCAGACUCCAGGCACAAAGGAUAACAACACUGAAGUGAAGAUGUCACCAAGAACAUCACCAAGAGCAAAUGCUGGCAAAAGGUUUCAAAUCCAAGAUGUUCUGCCUGAAAUUACAUCUACCACAUCAGCAUCUAAGAAGGAAGAUGACACUUCAGUAAAUGAGCUAUUUAAUGGUAAUGAAUCUCGCAAUGAGGUAUUUGUACUAAAAGCAAAGAAAAAGCGAGUGUCCUUUGGUGGUCAGCUGAGUCCAGAGCUAUUUGACAAAGGCUUGCCCCCAAAUUCCCCCCUUCGCCGUGGGGCCACCCCACGACACAGUUUGGGUGCUUUUCAAAGACCCCAAUCUCUCUUACGACGAGCAUCCACCAUUGGUCUUUUGGCUCUUCGACUUAGAGAAACAGUUUCAGAGGCUCAAAAAUGUUCUCCAAAUAAAGCUUCACCCAAAAGGUCACCGGGUACCAAGGCUAAAACUCCAUCACCUGCCAAAAGGUCACCGGGUACCAAGGCUAAAACUCCAUCACCAAAAUGUCAAAAGUCACCAUCUGCUUCAACCAAAACACCAACACCAUCCUCUACUCCUGCUGCACCUAGGACACCUGCAUCUGCUAAGAGAGCAUCAACUUCAGCGAUUGAGGCUGCUGGUGACAUGUCUUUAACUGAGACACCGAGGGUGCAGGGAAGGUUUUCAGUCUCUCUUAUCAAUACUCCAUCACCUGUCCAGGACCAGGGGAGCAUGUCUGAACCACAGUCAGCCAUUGCAGAAGAUGUGCCCCAGAAGUAUGUAACACCAAAGAUACCCUUAAGGAGGAAGAGCAUGAAGUCUUCUGGAAGAAAAACUCCCAAAAGUGCAAUUAAAAGUGCUCUUGAUGUCAUGCGUUCAAGACGUAGUGGAGCAUCUCGGGCUAAUCUAAAAGUAUUGACCUCUUGGGCUGAUAUUGUAAAAUUUGGUCAGACCAAACCUCAAACAGAAGUUACAACUAAGAAAAAACCUACAAAGAGCACUAUAGUGAAGAGAGCUGUACUGCCAAAACCCAAGACACCUGCACAGAGGCUGAAAGAUGAUGUUAGUACUGGGCAUGCAGCAUCUCCAGUCACCAUUGUUGUUGGCAAAGCCCAUAUGAGGACUAACCAGUAUGUUGGUGCUGCACCUAAAAUAGUGCCAAAUAUAGCACUAUUCAAGAAGGACAUGAAAAUGGAUGAGGACUUGACAGGUGUUGAAGAGAUUUUUAAAACACCAGCCAACACCAGGUCUAAGAAUAGAGUUCCUUUAAAUAAAGACUGUCCAGAGAUUUCUCUGGAUGAGGUUUCAGUGAUGAAAACACCAGAAGAAUCAGGUGAAAUGUUGGUGUCGCCAUUAAGUGUGGUCUCCACUGCCAAAAGUGGUCGCUACAACAAUGAAGCGGUAACACGACUACUUCUUGACAACCAGGAUGGUAGUUUGUUGGAAGACGAAGGUCUUUCUGAACUCCCUGAUAACUCUAUUGAAACAAGUUGCCAUGACAUCAUUCCAGAUGUAGAGACACCUAAUGUCCAAACAGAGGAAGAGGAGGCUGCACCUGAAACAGUAGUCAAAACCCCAAACCAGAAAGCUGCACCAUCCUUGUGUCUCACUGGAGUCAAGCAACUCAUGAAAACACCAAAACAGAAGGCUGAACCAAUUGAGGACUUAAGAGGAAAGCUGCUCAAGACCCCCAAGGAAUGUAAACCUUCCCAUGGUGAAAGUCUAGAAGGCAUUAAGGAACUCCUAAAGACUCCCAAAUACAGGGGAGCACCAGUAGAAGACAUGGUUGGAGUGAAAAGAGUGAUGCAGACUCCAAAAGUGAAGAGCAAUCCUGUACUCUGCGCAUCUGGUCUUCAGAGGCUUAUGAGAACACCCAAAGAAAAGGCUGAGCAACAUGAAGACCUUACUGGUGUGAAAGAACUGAUGAAAACACCGGAAAUAAAGGGAGACCUGAUGGAGAAUCAAGCACGGCUGAAAAGAUUUGCGAAGACACCUAAACAGAAGAGAAAUCAAGUCAAAGAGGACCUAACUGGUGUUCAGCAACUGAAGAACACCCCUAAACACAGAGGAGAACCAGUUGAAGAUCAAAUGGGUAUGGAAGGGCUGAUGCAGACUCCCAAAGAGAAAGUUGAACCCGUAGAAGACUUAUCUGAUUUGAAGCAGUCAAUGCAGACUCCCAAGUUAAAAAGAGAAUCUGUCAGCAGUCAGUUUGAAAUCAGUGAACUUAUGAAGACCCCUCGACUCGAAACAAUGACAGAGGAGUCCACUGGCCUUAAAGAACUCGAACCUGAGAACAGCUCUUUCUUGACAACCGGAAGUAGUGUGACUGAGCCUAUUAAGAUCCAAGAACCGAUGGAAAGUUGCUCUACGUUCAUGACAGCUGAAGGAGACUUAAAACUGGGUUUGGAUGAGGAAUACGACCAAGAAAAUGUCUGUCAGGUUGAAACCAUGGAGAGUGAAGUUUUAAAAUCUAUGGAUCUACAGUGCACCGGUAAAACAGUUGAAUCUAAUCAGAGUCAUCCAUAUAUUGAGACUGUAACUCCACAGGAAAGACACCCUGACCAGAUUGAAGAGGAGAUUGUUUCAGUUGAUGCUUCUGAUGUGUGUUCUUCUGGGCCAGAUAAAAAAAACCAAGAGCAGUCUGAAGAAACUGUAUGCGUAUCUGAUAAUACCAACACAACAGUUGAAGCUACCUCAACUUCAUCCACUGCUGAGCAAGAGGAGCUAGUCAAGUCUCCACCUGCCAGUAAAAUUCAGCGUGGCACUCGAGGAAAAGCAGCACAGAGAUCCAAAAAUGGUAACAACAAAAUGGCCAAAGCACCUGCUGUAUUGUUAUUAAUUGAAGAGGAAAAUAUGAGUAGUCCAGUUCCCGCUAGUCCUAUCAGAGGAAAGAGAGGCAAGAAACUUCUUGAAGUAUCAGAAAUCGCUGCCAGUCCAGUUAGAAAAUCAGCCCGUGGUAGAGUUCCCAAGCACAGCUCUGUGGAAGAAGAGGCAAAGAAUACAGAGGUCGAGAUGCCAGAUUCCCUGCCUGCCGUUACCAAAACCAGGAAAGGGCAAAAACCUAAACAAGAUGGUGCUGAUGCUGCAGUUGCAACCACUCAUGAUGCAAAUGCUGUGGACCCACAGUGUCCUGAUGCAAAUGAAGAGCAGGUCCAAGCCCCUCUUGUGAAAACUGGGAGGAGAAAAAUUAUGGAUAAAACCAGAAGACAACCUUCAGAAGAACUUGAACAGACAACAACUGAAAUUGUUUGUGAGGAAAAUGCUGUUGCACCAGAGGAUGUCAAGUUGCAGACUUCACUAGGUACUGACACCAUCUCCUCAACUAGAGCUAGGAGGGGAAGGCCAACAAAAAAGGAACACUUGAAAACCGAGCCAACCCCUGCUUUGGAAAGCAAAAUUCCAAGCACUCAUGCUGUUGUAGUGGCUGAGAAGCCAGUGAUACCUGUAGCAAAGUCAGUGCAAGGAAGGAAAGGUAAAAAAGAAAAUGUCAAGGACCAGCCCUUGGGUGAUGAUGAUGUCAUGGUUGUUUCCAAAACUGCGGCAGAGGCAAAUGUUGACCAUAAAGAGGAGCCUGAAGCACCUGUGGUCAAGUGUGGCAGAGGACGAAAAACCAAACAGCAGAAACCACAAAUGGCUGAAGAGGUUGUUGACCAACCUGCUGUAGAUACCAGCAUACAUUUACCUGUGACCGAAGAACACACUGAAACAGUGAUAAAAUCUGUGAGAGGGAAUAGGAAGACAAAGCAGUCAAAGGAGACCGUUUCAGUUAAGGCUGAGGAGAACAUUGUCAGCCCAAUUGAACAAGCAGAGACCCCUGUUGUCAAAACGGGUCGAAAAAGGGCUGUUAAUGCAAAGGAAACUGAAAUGGUGGCAGAUGUUGCGGUCAAAAGAGGUCGUCGUGCUGUUGCAGACCCUGCACCGCCAGUUGCUGUGGUGUCUAGCCGUGUACGUAAAGCAGUUAUGAAGGCAGAGUCUGAGGUUACUGAGGAUGUAGCUUCAUCAGAAGAGCCAGUAAAGCCUGUUAAACAUACCAGGAGAACAGCAAAAGCACCUAAAUCAAAGGAAGAAGAAAAUACCAUGACACAGGCAGGUUCUGAAUUUGUUGCUGCUGAGAAAACAUCAGGUGUCGGACUGGAGAAAGUGGAAAGAGGAAGCCGUGGAAGAAAACUGAAGGAUUCGACUAAGGACAUCCCUAAAAGCCCAAUCAGUGAGUCUGCUACAGCUGAGCAAGCUAGUGAAAUAAAACCAUCAAAAACGGUUACCUGCAACACAGAUUUGGUCGUCUGUAAAGACACUGAAAAGUCUGAAAUUACUACCAAUGUAAAAGAGCCGCAGCUGAAGAAAUCCAAAAGGUUAGGCAAAUUACCAGCUGAGAUGUCUUCCACAGAAUCAAAUCAGUCAACUGAUCUGCCACCCAGAGGCCGCAGAGGGAGAGGAGUGAAAGAAGAAAUUCCCAUUGAAGAGACUCAAGAAGAAGCUCAGAUAAAAGUCAAGCCAUUGAGAAGAGGAAAAGCAGUGGCUCCCUCUGUGCCCAAAUCAGAGCCCACUGAUAGUAAGACAUCAACCCCCCUCAAAAGGAGAAGGAUUGAAGUGACAGAUGAGUCCGUAAAUAAGGAGCCUUUGCCAAAGAGAAGAGGCAGAGUAGUCGAAGUUGCAGCAGAGGUCUCAAGCAAAGAGAAAAUGCCUGAAGCUGAACCAGAAAAGGCUGAUCCUACUUCCAAGAAGAUUGGAAAUAAAGCUACAAGAGGACAGAAAAGUACAGCACAGAAACCAGAUCCAGCACCUGCUAAAGCUCAAGAGUCUGUUUCAGGAACCACCACUCGAAAAGCAAGGAGUGUGAAAAAAUUAGAGGAAGUAGAUGUCCCUACAGAGGCAGCUCCUGUCAGGCGCACCAGGAGGAAGUAAAGCACUGAUCUUACAGAGUGGUCUUAAUUAUCUAUUCUCUGUAAUCUCUGAAAAAAGAUUUAGUUUUAUAUGUUUGUAAUAUUGCAUUGUUUUCUAUAAAUUUUUCAGUGUAAUUUUAACUGAUUUUAUCUUAGGGAAAAGUCUGUACACUUGAAUCAAAUGUGUUUAUUCUCUUAAACUCAGAUGAAAGAGGCAUUGAAACAGAUAGCCAUGUAGACUUGUUUUUACUUCAUGAAAAUGUUUAAAGACUUUCUACAUUUGAACUGUUAACUUCCGUCAAUGUUCUUUUUAUAUAUAUAAUAUUAUAUCUUUAAAAAAAAAUUUUUUUUGUUUUUUUGUUUUUGUUUUUAAGAAUAAAAUAAGUUGAGGGGUGCAUAAACCAGGCUUGAUCAGUCACAAUUCUUAAUCCCAAGAGUGUGUAUUGUGCUGUAGUUGUAAGUGUACAUGUGACAGGAUUGAAAGUUUUCAUUAAAAAGAUUUUUGUCACCUCA
Messenger RNA from Carassius gibelio (silver crucian carp), 6826 nucleotides. RefSeq names its product proliferation marker protein Ki-67. Gene Ontology annotation, molecular function: protein binding. The record is from RefSeq and is a predicted model, not a curated record. Gene Ontology annotation, biological process: regulation of chromosome segregation; regulation of mitotic nuclear division. Lineage: Eukaryota; Metazoa; Chordata; Actinopteri; Cypriniformes; Cyprinidae. The transcript is spliced from 16 exons. The coding region runs from base 408 to 6335 and encodes 1975 amino acids. Gene Ontology annotation, cellular component: nucleus; chromosome.